AUGGAUUCCAUCACCCAUAAAUUCUAUCCUGUACACGGCAUUGAUUCUAGAGAACAUCUGGAAACAUAUUUAUCUAACAAACCAGACAUGGUCUUUGGAGAAGAUGCAAUUAAAUUUCCAAUGGAAUGUUUACACCGUGCUUUCAGUGAGGGUCACAUUAAGGGAGACAUUUUGAUUGACAUCAGUUUUGGAUCCUACAUUCAUCAUCUAUAUACAGCCAGUGGAUAUUUCAAACAGAUCCUUGUGCUGAAGUGCUCUGAGCCUUGUAUUAUGGAGCUGAACAAAUGGAUUAACACACGUACCGGAGCAUUUGAUUGGUCUCACAUAAUGCCAUAUAUUAAAUGUCUAGAAGGAAACAGAUGGGCCGACUUCAAGUCCCGCCUCAAGGGCAAGAGGUCUGCGGAGUGGAAUGCCUCGAGGGCAACAGGGGGAGAUCCCGCUGCCACUGUGGAAUACACAGAUCUUGAGGAGCUGGUGAUAUACUGUGAAUCUCUGGAUGCCCUUGAGAGUUACAGGAAUCGGCAACUCUUGGAUCGCUUGAAGCUUCUCGGGGUCCAUCUCCAGGCCGGAACCAGAUACGAUAUACCCCAAGAACGGACUGGAUUUAACUUCAAAGAUGCACUUUUCCAGUUUGCAAUACAGCCAAUUAUGCAAACUCUGCCCCACAGGAAAUACAAGAAUGAGGAGCUGAAUGAGCAGCAAGAACCAGGCAAUGACCAGUGUCAGGACAAAGAUAUGACAUUGAAGACAGCAAUAACAAAGAUCAUGAAAUGUGACAUUGACAAUGAGAAUCUCACAGACCCGGAGGUGCUCCCACCAGCAGACUCUGUCUUCAGUGCAGCUUUCUUGGAUUUCAUCAGCAAAGACCAAGAUGAUUAUAUAAAUAAUUUCAGAAAAGUUGUGAAGCUACUAAAACCUGAAGGACACCUGAUAUUGUUUGGGAUUUUAAAUACAACUUAUAUGAUGGUUGGGCAGGACAAGAUACAUGUGUUCAGAUAUGAUGAGAAAUUUGCAAGAAAAGUUCUCACUGAUGAAGGAUUUGUUAUUGAUCAUUGUGCAGUCCAUAAAAAAACAGCAGAUAGUGACCUUAUGGACUAUGAGGCAUUUAUGUUUAUUACAGCUCAUAGAGAGUAAUAAGGGCCUGAUUCUGAGUCACAUGCUGUGUUGGGUGCAGUUGAGCAUUUUCUUUAUACUGCGCAUGUGUCUAAAUUGCACUGUGCAUACAUCCUGAUUGUGUUUGCACACAGAUGAAGUAGCUUUGAAACACGCAUGUAGAAGUGUAAUGAAAAUGUAUUAGGUGUUACCAUGUGUGGUUUCAGAGAGGAGGGGGCCCAUAUACAGGUUCUGUAUGGGCCAACGCCUCUCCGGUGGUGCAGUAGACUCUGGCUUCGUGCCACAGUUUACUCUGCAUGCACAGGUCUCUGAGAACUUGGCACCUGCACCUUGUUCCAGGGAAAUCUCUACUGCAGAUGCGUAAAUCACAAGGAUAAUGGCCACGGAGGACACUUUCCCUGUGACUUUUUGCAGCUCUGCAGCCAAUGCAGGGACAGCGGAGUGAUAAGUAUAAUUAUAUGGGUGCAGGGUGUGUGGUGUGUGGGUUUGAAAACAGGGGGCAUGGUUCACAAUCAUACCUGUGAAGCCAUGCCCCCUUUUGCCAAGUCCAUGUCCCCUUU
Messenger RNA from Pseudophryne corroboree (corroboree frog), 1673 nucleotides. RefSeq names its product nicotinamide N-methyltransferase-like. Bases 1 to 1134 code for a protein of 377 amino acids. Gene Ontology annotation, cellular component: cytosol. Gene Ontology annotation, molecular function: N-methyltransferase activity. NCBI's taxonomy places the organism in Eukaryota, Metazoa, Chordata, Amphibia, Anura, Myobatrachidae. The transcript is spliced from 6 exons. The record is from RefSeq and is a predicted model, not a curated record.